Molecule: messenger RNA, 4634 nt
Organism: Sinocyclocheilus grahami
Lineage: Eukaryota; Metazoa; Chordata; Actinopteri; Cypriniformes; Cyprinidae
Product: rho guanine nucleotide exchange factor 10-like
Exons: 29
Coding region: 217-4329 (1370 amino acids)
Biological process (GO): mitotic spindle assembly; actin cytoskeleton organization; positive regulation of stress fiber assembly
Cellular component (GO): centrosome
Molecular function (GO): guanyl-nucleotide exchange factor activity; protein binding
Source: RefSeq, a predicted model, not a curated record
GUUGGCUCGCGUUUGGGAAAAAGCAGUGGAAAAGUUGCCUAUAGUCCUUAAAAAUGAUACUGAGAAUAUUUAUGGUGUUUUGUCUGUUUUUCACCUAACCGGUAUUGCGGCCCUGUAAACGGAAUUUAAACUUCAUUUUUUCCAGAAGGAUCCAGGAAGAUGGUUUGUAAGAGUUGGUGAAGGAUCUUUCCCUGAUCUCAGAAGAGUGUGUUCAGCAUGGACAUGGAGGAUUUCCCCCCUCCUCCACCUGACCUGUUGGAUGACGAAGAUGAAGGUGAGACGUUUGAGUUUGAUGACAGUGGUGAUGAAGCCCCCGAGGCAGAUCGGCCACCCCCUGAACCUGAGGGAAUCUUAAUGCAUCCACCCUGCUCAUCAACAGCCGAGGACGCACCCGUAAAUGGAACAAGUCCAAACCCAGAGAACUUACUCACUGCAGAGGCUGAUCUGCCCCCUCCACCUCAGGACUGCCCCACUAAUAACAGCUCUUUGGCUCAUGCACCCUUCCCACAGUGUGAUCUACCCCCUCCUCCCAUAGAGCUGUGUCAGAAUGCAGCAGAACGCCAGGACAGAGACCCUCCUCCACCAUCAGAGGGCGCUAUAGGAGCUGCUGUUGACAGCGAGCAGGACGUGAACAGAGGUGCCGGUGUGGUUACCACCUCUGCGUCCAACUCCAAGCUCAAAGUCAGCCCCUACUCUGUGAUUGACAUCGCCCCUAUCCAGCAGCAUCUGCUGUCAGAGCAGAGCGGCCCUCCCUACUCUCCCCCAGCCAAUGAGAGUGAAAGAGACAUUCAGGAUGUACCCAGUAGCCCUGGGUUGCCCUCUGGGUAUUCAGUGCCAGUGCCCUGUGGUUAUGCAACGCCCUCAAAUGUGCCGGUGAUCCCACCAACCUACACCACCCCAGUUAUCAUCCGACACUUCUCUAUGGAUGAAGAUGUGACUGUGGUGGGAGCAGGAAAUACUCCAGUGGACAGUGUUUUCAGUGAAGAGUGUCCAGUCAUCAGAGAGGAAGAUGCUCUUACCAAGUGGGUGUCAGACCCAGCAAACACGGCCUGGAUGGAGAGUCCAGAUGAAGUGAUUUAUGAUGAUGUACCAAGAGAGAACUCUGGAUCAACUACAGACCCAGAUGAGAUGAUCUAUGAUGAUGUUGAGUUCGGGGAAGAGGGCGGCAGCAGCUCUCUGGACAACGGCUGGAGCUCCAGUGAGUUUGAGAGCUACGAGGAAGCCAGUGACACAGAGAAUGGACAUGGAGAGAAUGGCCUCCCAGAUGCCUUUGUCAGGGGCCGUGCACCCAGCAAGAAAACGCAUCUGUCUGAAGAUCUGGCGCGUUUGAAAGAGCACUAUGAGAGAAAGAUGCGAGAUCUCAUGGCAAACACAGUGGGGACAGUAGAGCUACAGCAGCUCAAACACAAACAUGAGCAAAAGAUGCAGCGACUUGUAAAAGCAGCCAAAGAUGGGACUAAAGAUGGUCUGCAGAAAACCAAAGCCGCGGUGAGAAAGGGACGAUCUUUCAUCCGCACCAGAUCUCUCUGUCAUGAGAAGAAACCCAACUGCUUUGAUGAAGAGUCAGAUCUGUUCAUCGAGGUGGAGUGUUUUAAUGUGGACCCGGUGCUGGGACCUGCACCUGAUGGGCUCUCUCAACACCAGGUGAUGAGGAGAUGCAUUCUGGAGAUGAUUCUAGAGAGUGAGAAGAAUUAUCUGGAAGCUCUGAAGAGAAUUUUAGAGCAAUAUGAGAAGCCGCUUGCUGAGAUUGAGCCUCGGUUACUGAGUGACCGCAAGCGCAAGGUGAUGUUUUAUCGGAUUCGGGAGAUCCUGCAGUGCCACGCCCUGUUCCAGAUGGCACUGGCCAGCCGUGUGUCCGACUGGGAUGAGCUGGAAAUGAUCGGAGAUGUGUUUGUAGCAUCGUUUUCUAAGUCCAUGGUGUUGGAUGCUUACAGUGAAUAUGUGAAUAACUUCAGCUUGGCAAUGGGAGUGGUGCGGAAGGCGUGUGCCGCUAAGCCCUGUUUCCUUGACUUCCUCAAGCAUCGUCAGGAGACCAGUAAAGACCGUCUGACCCUCUAUGGACUGAUGAUGAAGCCUAUUCAGCGGUUCCCUCAGUUUAUACUGCUGCUGCAAGACAUGCUAAAAAACACGCCGGUGGGUCAUCCCGACCGUCUUCCGCUUCAGAUGGCUCUCACUGAACUGGAAACACUUGCCGAAAAAUUAAAUGAGAGGAAAAGAGAGGCAGAUCAGCGCUGUGAGAUCAGACACAUCGCUAAGGCUGUGAAUGAACAUUACCUCAACAAGCUGCUGAGCAGCGGCAGCCGUUAUCUAAUUCGUUCUGAUGAUGUUGUGGAAACCGUUUAUAAUGAUCGUGGGGAGAUCAUUAAGACAAAAGAACGAAGAGUCUUUCUUCUGAAUGAUGUGCUCAUGUGUGCCACCCCCAACUGGCGCCCCUCUCAGGAUGGAGUGAAUGUGGGAGCUGGAGGUGAAGGUGUCCCCUCAGGACAGCGCUUCCUGCUCAAGUGGAGCGUUCCUUUGAGUUUGGUUGAGGUUGUAGAGUUUGGCUCCAGCGACGAGAUGGGCGACUCCCGUUUUCCCCCCUCGCACUCAGGAGAUAAAGUCGUCAUUAAUGCUAAACCUAGUAAGUUCCUAGAUUACUACUCAAACCACAACUAUGUCAUUCGGGCAGCUGAUCGCUGUAGGAUACAACUACAGUUACCAGGGAAACAAGACAAGUAUGGUAGACCCACGUUCUUCACUGCGGUCUUCAACACUUUCAGUCCAUCUAUCAAGCAAGCUUGGAUCAGUAAUAUGCAGAUGGCUAAAUUGGCUCUACAGGAAGACAACAUCCUAGGCUGGUUUUGUGCUGAAGAUGAUGGUAAUCAGAUGAGGAAGCAAAACCAUCCUCUUUUACUCAAGCAGAUGGCUGUGGUCAUGUCAAAACUGCAGGAGUUCAAGGUGGAGUGUGCAGUUCACAACCCUGAGCCUCAUGUGAACACUGACAGCACUGCAGAUCUGCCUGUUAUGGGUCACGGAUGUGUAUGGGUGGCCAGCUGCACCAAUCACAUGGGUCAGGUCUCCAUUGUGGCAUUGCAGAACUCAAAUCCCAAAGUAACCGAGUGUUUUAAUGUGGAGUCGCGUAUUCUCUGCAUGACGUAUGUGCCUCUGGAUGAGCCCUUGGAAAAUGGUGAGAUGAAGCCUGAGGACCGGAAAGCCAGUGGCACACCGACUGUGUGUCUGGGAAUGGAGGAAGGCAGUAUAUCUGUGUAUAAGAGCAGCCAACGGUCUAAGAAGGUUCGUCUGCAGCACUUCUUCUCCCCUGAUAAGUCCAGUGUCACAUGUCUGGUGUACAAGAGUGGGUGUCUGUAUGCAGGCUUGGUCAGUGGUUCUCUGGUCGUCUACUCCAGGGCUGAUGACGGUUCCUGGGUCGAGUCAGGGGCCCGUGUGCUGAAGCUGGGGGUGUUGCCAGUUAAAGCCCUGCUGGUGGUGGGUGAACACGUCUGGGCCUCAUCAGGAGGGCAGAUCUUCAUCAUCAGCACACAGACACACACUGUGGAGCGUCAGUUUGAAGCCCAUCAGGAAGAGGGAAUGGUUGUGUCCCACAUGGUGGUGGCCGGGGUCGGGAUCUGGAUAUCCUUCAGCACCGGCUCCACCAUCCGACUCUUCCACACAGAGACUCUCGACCACCUGCAAGACAUCAAUAUCGCCACAGCUGUCAGCAACAUACUCCCAGGACAGCAGAGAGUCUCUGUGAGCAGUCUGUUAGUGUGUCACGGACUGCUGUUGGUGGGGACCAAUCUUGGGGUCACUGUGGCCCUGUCCGUGCCCAGACUGCAGGGCAUCCCAAAAGUCACAGGUCGAGGAAUGGUCUCUUUUCAUGCUCACCAUGGCCCAGUCAAGUUCCUCACGAUGGCAACAGCAGUGUGUAAUGUCUCCCAAGCAACCAUGGCAACUCUCACCUCCAGCACACCCAGCCAGUGCCAGCCUGGGGCCCCCGAGGUGGAGGGAACCCAACUGGACGAGAGCUGCUCUGGGGUGGGGUGCAGCAGUACCAGCUCUCCCUCACAUGCUCCAGUUCUCCAGGACUCCCUGUCCUCCUCAUGUGGGUCUCUGGCUCUGUCUCAGGGCUCUUUAGAGCACGGCUCAGAGGACGGGGCGAUAUACGACCUGCUGAACGAGCCGGCGCACUUCCAGAAGGCCAAGCAGACUGAGAAAGUAAAUGUGAGCUCAUUGUUGGUGGUGUCUGGAGGACUGGGACACCGCAGAAUCAACAGAAAAACAAAACAGUCUAAGCACGAGGAGAUGGUGUCCACUAUUAUGGUGUGGCAAAUACCACUGCCCAGCCUGUGAGAGAAAAAGAUGGAGGUAUUCAGAGAAUGGCCACUGCACGUCAGAGAGAGCAGUUCCUUAGACUGACCUUGCAUUCAGUCAUGGGCUGACAGGGGGGAAAAGAUUAAUGAAUGAAGGGGGAAAAAAAGAAUGUGUUCCAGGAAUGAGCUGAACUACCAAGUACUCGGUCAUGCAUAGUGUUUUACCACUUUCACCCGAAUUAAAAAGUGCAUUUGUGAAAAUGUGAGUACCACUGCAGUGUGAUAAUAUUCAGGUCUAAUUGUGGAAAUAUAACAUUUUUAACUGCUAGGUAAUUACAUUUCACA